Messenger RNA from Vespa velutina, 5358 nucleotides. RefSeq names its product gastrula zinc finger protein XlCGF46.1-like. Gene Ontology annotation, cellular component: nucleus. Gene Ontology annotation, molecular function: RNA polymerase II transcription regulatory region sequence-specific DNA binding; DNA-binding transcription factor activity, RNA polymerase II-specific. NCBI's taxonomy places the organism in Eukaryota, Metazoa, Arthropoda, Insecta, Hymenoptera, Vespidae. The coding region runs from base 3986 to 5215 and encodes 409 amino acids. The record is from RefSeq and is a predicted model, not a curated record. Gene Ontology annotation, biological process: regulation of transcription by RNA polymerase II. The transcript has 15 exons.
AUGACACUUCCGCAGAAACAUAUUUAUUUAUUAUAAAAUUGAUUUAGUUAAAAAUCUUACAUGGAUAGUUUACACACUUAUGAAAGUUUCUAUUAUAAUUUCUAAAAUUUCUCCUUGUCUAUAUUUUUGCAUUUUGUUUCUUCAUUCCUUUCUUAAUUUUUUUCUUUAAUUCAUCGAUAUUUAUUUCUGUAUCUUUUGGAUUAUUCUCUGUUGAUUUUUCCUCUGGUGGAAUAAAUGCCUGCUCUCUGCGUUCUAUCCUUCUCUUUUUAGCCUCUUCAUGUCUAGUCUCUUGUUCUUUCUUCUUCUUUGCUCUCUUUUGUUCUUCUUUUAAGAAAUAUUCUCCAGACAUAAGCUGUUUAUCAAGUUUGCUUUCUUGCUGCGGCGGUGGGAAUGGAGUAUAUGGUUUCUUCUCCCUCUUCUUUCUUGGUUGUUUUCUCUUACUAACAUUUUUACUAUUAAACUUAGGUAAAAAUCUUUCCCAGUUUUCAUUCUUCAAUUUGGGGUCUUUUGCUAAUUCUCUUUUUAUCAUUAAUGCUUUUAUGUUAUAAAUAGGAUGAAUAUUUUUCAUAGUAUCUUCAGCAAUACGUCUCACCUGUUGUAAACCUUUAUAAGGUCCUAAUGCAGAAACUGUCUGUCCUUGAACUAAUACAUAACAAUUUGUUAAUAAUUCUAUAGAUUUCAAUGUACAUCCGUUUGGUCCAAUUAACCUUUGUCGUCUCUUAACAAAUUUUUCCUUAUUUCUUACAAAGGAAGAAAUUUUUAUAAUAUCAGAACCAAUGUUGUCUUCCAAUACUCUCACUGCUUGUUCAAAAGGAACCGAUCUAGACAUGAGUUUUAUCAUAUCUCUUGCUUUCACAAUAAUAUAAGGAUCCCAAGUCUUUCUUGUCGUUUUAACUGUCAUACUACCUUCCACGAGAUCUAAUUCUGCUUUGACCGCAUAUUCGUCUAAUGCUUUCUGUACCAGAGGCCAAUGUUCUUUUAAAUAUUGUUCUCUGUACUUUGGAAAUAAAGUAGCAAAAGAACUUUCCUCCAAAAGACGAUGUGGAUUAUCUUCAGGUUUGAAUGCUGGAAUUUUCAACGACCAGGCAUUAUCCACAGGUCCAGUCAUUUUCGGAAUCUCUUCUGAUUCUUUAUCACUCAUUUUUUACAAUAAAAUUUAUAAUUAAAACAUUACACGAAAUAUUUUACUUCCGAUCGAAAUUCACGUAUGAUUUUUAUAGGUUAUAGUUCGUAUUCUUUAGUAUUCAAUUAUACACUAAAUUUUUAUAUAUAAUAAAACUGUCUAUAAAAAUAUUUUCUUUUGUAUUAUUUUACGUUUCCUCGAUACAAUGAUAAAACAUGUAUCUUUAAAUAAACGAAAAGAAUACACAUUUCUACAUGCAAAUAGUUCCAUAAGCGCCACGUAUCGUCGUAUAUCGCAAAUAUACUACCAUCUACCGAUAAUAUGAAUGUAAUAAUUUGUAUAUAAACUAUAUAUACGUCUAUAUCUGUGUACAAAGAAGCAUAAAAUUUAACACAUCAAUAACAACGUAUUACUUUAAAUUAUUAUCUCUGUAUAAUAUAUGUUACAUUUACCAUGUGAGUAACGGAAUUAGUAUUGUAAUUAUCGGUAAAAUAGUACUCGACUUAACAGUUCCUAAAAAAUUUUAAACUUUUCAUGGCGCGAAUCACGUGUACGUAUGUUUAAAAUGAAGAUUUAAAAAAAAAAUAUCAUUGUUAAGUUAUUCAAUUAACUACUUUUCGAUAGAUAUUUAUUAUACUAAAAUAUAUAUACGUAGUUUUAUGUUUAUGUAAUUAUUUGUAUAAAUUAUUCCAAUAUUUUUUAAUGAAUAUAUUUUCUGAGGUUAAGUUUGUUAAAUAUAUACUUGUACGACUAACGAAAGUGAAUUUAUUUUUAAUACACAAUUAAUGAUUUAAAUUUUAAUAAAAGUAUAAUAAUAUCUCUGGCAAAUAUAUUUUUUAGUGAAUAUCUUUUCUGAGGUUAAGUGUGUUAAGUAUAUUCUUGUACGACUAAUGAAAAUUGAUUUAAUUUUAAUACAUAAUUAAUGAUUUAAAUUUUAAUAAAAGUGUAAUAUCUCUGACAAAUAUAUUUUUUAGCUAAUAUAUUUUUUGAGGUUAAGUGUGUUAAGUAUUUACUUGUACGACUAACGAAAAUUGAUUUAAUUUUAACACAUAAUUUAUGAUUUAAAUUUUGAUAAAAACGUAAUAUCUCUGGCAAAUAUGGUUUGCUGUAUGAUCUAGGAAAAAUAAAGAAUAUAUAGGGUUACGGUCUCUCUCCUAUACUCUUGACAGAGGAUCUACUCCCAGGAAUUGGGGAAGGAUUCCUGUGAUUGGUCAGGGAAACUUAGUCUACCACCAGCUACGCAGCAGUUUGAAAGGGGUUCUUCAGUUCUCCGUUGGCAGCCGUUGCCUUUAGAUCAUAUAUAUCUUUUCAUCAAUCAGUGAGCAUAUAUUGUUGAAGUGUUGAAAUAAUAUGUUUUAAUGGAUUUAACAAUAAACGUCGAUGCGUUUUCCACGAGGUCUGCGCGUUCAGCAAAAGGAAAAAGAAAUCUCGAGUGGCUGACAUGGUCCAAAGAGAGAUAGAGAGAGAGAGAAAGAAAGAGAGAGAGAGAGAGAAAGGAUGCGAGGGUGACUUCACCCUGGGAUUAGGAGAAUCGCGUAGACAGGAGCCGCAACACGCGUGACUAUCUCAAGGACUCCCUACAUCCUCGAGAGUCCCAUUGCAUCGAUCCUUCUCCAUCAGCCUUCUUUGCUUAUCUCGACUUGUUUCGUGAAGCUGAGGAAACCAUGGACUGUUUCAGGUUAAGGCAGCAAGCUGAGAAAAAUCGAAGAUAUUCUUUAUCUUCUUCUUUUCUCUUUUAUUUUUUCUUUUUUUCUUUUUUCUUUUUUUUUUUUUUUACUUUUGGACUUAUCUCCGAAUUCGCCGAGAAAAAGACACGCAUGCCGCAACCAGGAUCAGAAAAAAAGGGAUGUCUUCGAGGCUUCGAUUCUGCUACGAGUUUUACGUUACGGUCACGCAAAUGGGCUGUGGAUCGGCACGAGUUAUGGCGCGACUAAACGCUCCGCGGGUACGUCCGGAAAACAUCGACGUAUUCCCGUAGAAAAACUAUAGCCGUUAGCGGCAUACGAUGAAAGAAGAAGAAGAAGAAGAAGAUGAAGAAAAAGAAGAAAAAAGAAGAAGAAGAAGAAGAGAAGAGAAAAAAGACUUCGUGAUCGGGACGAGAAUCGACUGGAAAAUCGGACGAGAACUCUUCUACAUGCGUUUCCUUGUAUUAACUAAAGAGACAGUCACGCAUUUCGAGGGGCACGUUAAUGAAGAAAUUAAUAAAGCGAAGGAUAGAUGGAAAAAGAGGGAGCGAGAGAGAGAGAGAGAGAGAGAGAGAGAGAGAGAGAGAGAGAGAGAGAGAGAGAGAGAGAGAGAGAGAGAGCAUUGUGAAAAAAUAUAAAACGAAAUUAGUUAUCCUCCAUUAGUAGAAACACUCGAAAUGUUUGCAGCCGAUAGAAAAUAAAUAUUGGAAAUGUAGCAAAGAGCCAAGGUCCUACCUAUCGAAAUGGAAUUUCCUUGCUGUCAACGAUAAAUCAGAGACACCUUUGCCGAUCGUUUAAAAGACAAUGAGCGAACCGAGAAAACCGUUUGGUAGCAUGACACAGGGUCAACGACGACAGAGCGUCGUCGUAGUCGCGAUGGCGGUCGGUCAAAACGUAGGACGCAAGUAUUAACGAUAACUACAAAGUAGCAAAAGAAAAACGGCAAACUAACGAUAAAUCAGGGCUAUGGCAUUCCUAAGAUAGUGCUCUACCUGAAAGUCAUUACAGUGGCAAAGUAAUUCCCAACUAAUUCCAUGAAAUCAUGCAUCACGGCGAGCUCGCGCGACCAACUGAGAGAGAAAGAGAUAUAUAGAGAAGAGAGGGAGGAGAAGAGAAGAGAAGAGAAGAGGAAGGAGAAGAGAAGAGAAGGACGCGCCGAUUUAUUUGCACGGUUGCAAUGCAAGCGCGUCGAUCGACCGAGGAGCCGAGAAUGGAUUCUUUUUUUGUCGAUUGCGAGAGUAGCCUGAAAGAUGCAAACAUUGCCAUGUCGAAACGUUCGUGGGAAAGCUCGAAAAAAUCUAUUCCUAAAAAUGUCUUCAAUGGCAAUGAUAACGAAGAUUUGAAAAUAUCCAAUGAAGAUGAUGUGAAAAUAAUAGAAACUAAUCGAGUUUGGAAAAUAUGUGAGGAUAUAAAGAUCAAGAAAGAGAUAUUGGAUGAGAUCGAAGAUUUCUCAGCAAACGACGAACUCGUCGUCGUAGAAGACGUCGAGAAUCCUUUUGAGAAACGCAUAACCACUCUUACGGCCAGAGAACAGCUCGUAUGUACCAUUUGCAGAAUCGAUUUUCCGAAUGAAGAUGAAUUCAAAACUCACAUAAUCCUCCACAGUCACUGUGAACCCUUCCAAUGCGGCUUCUGCUCUAAGCGAUUUUCAAGAUCAUCGAAUUUAGAAAAUCACUUGAAGAGUCACAUUGACUUCAAUUGCAAUUGUUGUUCUCUAAAAUUCCAGGAUGAAAGUACCGUACGAAUUCGCAGAAUAUGUCCGAAGGAACGGUGCUUCGAAUGUGGAAUCUAUCAAAAGAAAUCUUCGCGCGAUCGCAAAGCGAGUUACGCAAAGAAAAAGUCGUUUGAGUGCUCGAUUUGCAAGAAGAACUUCUUGAGACGCAGCGGUCUCAGAGCUCAUACGAUCGUCCACACUGCUGAUUCUCCCUACGAGUGUAAUCUCUGUCCUGCAAAAUUUAAAAGAUCCUCCGUUUUAAAGACCCACAAAUUGACGCAUACCGAUGUCAGAAGAUUUGAAUGCGAUAUUUGCAAGCAUCGUUUUCAUUUAAAAGGUGCAUUAAAACAUCACAUACUGGCGCAUUACGGCGUAAGACCGUACAAGUGCAAGGAUUGCGGUAAGCGUUAUAGAAGAUCCUGGGGCCUAAAGGUUCACAUGUAUCGACACACGGGAGUGAAGCGCUUCGAGUGCGAUCUCUGCAAGGAUCGUUUCAGCGUUAAGACGAAGCUGGCGAAGCACAUAUAUCAACAUACGGGAGAAAAACCAUACAAAUGCAAGUUCUGUACUCGUCAAUAUGAUGAAAGAUAUCUUCUUAAGAGUCACAAAUGUCCGAUGAACUUGGAUACUUUUUCGAAAUGUAAAAUCGACGAUCAUGAUCGAUCUGCUGAGAGGAUUUUGCUCGUUUUGUAAUAAUUAUAGUAUGAUCUGAGUGUUCUAAUUAACGAGUAAAAAAGCCUGAUAUAUUGACAAUUCUAAUGAAGCCGAUAUUUGCGAUAAAGAAACGUCCACUCCUGUGUUUCUUCCUUCCAAGAUUUACAACUCUAAGAAAAUAA